Messenger RNA from Rosa rugosa (rugosa rose), 849 nucleotides. RefSeq names its product succinate dehydrogenase subunit 6, mitochondrial-like. The transcript is spliced from 4 exons. The record is from RefSeq and is a predicted model, not a curated record. Lineage: Eukaryota; Viridiplantae; Streptophyta; Magnoliopsida; Rosales; Rosaceae. Bases 44 to 589 code for a protein of 181 amino acids.
UCAGGAGCACUCAAACGACGUCGUUAGGUGAAAGCAUAGCUAUAUGACUAGCGGGCUAGCGGCCAUCACCUUCUUUGUCUUCAUCUUGCGCUCUUCUAAUCUGGCACACACUGUAAUAGUGAAUAUAAUGGGUGAUUCUUCAUCAUCAUCAUCAUCAGCCUCACCUCAGUUUGUUACAAAGCAUUGGGAGGGCUUCAAGGAGUUCUGGGGCGAGAGGUUCUCCUUCCUCGACCACUAUUCCAGGUUCAUCAAGCGUGAUAAGCCUCUUCCUUCCUGGUCUGACGCUGAUGUUGAAGCAUUCAUUGCUACUGAUCCAGUUCACGGCCCUGCUCUGAAGACUGCUAGGGAAGCAGCGAAAUUUGCUGUUACAGGAAGUGUUAUUGGAGCAGUAUCAACUGCUGGAGUUGCAUGGAAAUAUUCAAGGAGUUUGCAUGGUUCUGGACUGGCGUUUUUAGCUGGAGGUAUCUUUGGUUGGACAUUUGGACAGGAAAUUGCAAACCACUCACUUCAAUUGUACAGGUUCGACACCUUGGCUGCACAAACCAAGUUCCUGGAAUGGUGGGAAGACAAGAGUGAGCGACGGUCUUAAACAUAGCUGUCUUUUGCAAGCAAUGCAAUAACCAAGUUCCGUUUCUACAAUAAGUCAAACACAAAAUGUAGUGAUAAAAGAUUGCAUGGAAAGUUUCCUAUUUAUGUUGAACUGGGGCCUGAAAGCCCAGAUUGCAUCAACUGGUGCUUUAUGGUUCGGGUUUUAGUUUCAGCUCAGGGAAUUUUCUGAUGCUUUCUCAAAAUGAACUCAUGAAACUGGAACACUUCGUGAACUUCCUUUUAUCAUAAAUUUUUGGCCAA